AUGCCGGUGUAUGACAUUGAUCAGUUGCACGAACGUCUGCUGUAUUUGCAAAACCAACUGAAUGAAGACGAGAAGACUAAAUCGGCCGAGUUGAUCUUCUUCACUGAUGCGAUUCACCAUCUGGUGCGUACUGCUCGUGCGAUUCGCAACCCGAAUGGCCACAUCCUCCUUGUCGGAUUAUCUGGGUCCGGGAAACAAUCUCUCGCUCGGCUUAGCGCACGCAUAGCUGGUUACGAAGUGUUCAGUGGUCUGACAGUCGGGCCGUCACAGCUGAAUAAUUUCAUAGACGACUUGAAAUCCAUUCACCGUAUCACUGGAGUACAAGGUUCGGGUGCUGUGCUGAUAUUCACGGAUGAAAAGGUGCGGAAUGAAGCGUGUUUGGAAUACGUGAAUCAGAUCUUGACUACCGGUUACAUUCCCAAUUUAUUUACACGUGAGGAAAUGGAUGAUGUCAUAACCGAAUUGGAUGAACGUCUUCAUGAAGAUAACCCAAAAGCGACUCCGACGCACGAAGAGUUGUACGAAUACUAUCGGAAUCAAGUGCAAAUGAAUCUGCACUUGGUCCUUUGUUUCUCCCCGUGUGGCAAUAAUUUCCGCCGACGGUUUACAAACUAUCCGGGAAUCUUGGCCGGUUGUGUGAUUGACUGGAUUGAUGAAUGGCCUCAGGAGGCGUUGCUAAGCACGUAUCAUGAGCUGAAUGCACAACUCAAUCUGAAUGCAGUCCGCAUGGAAUCCGGGGUAGAGAAACUUAAUGAGGCACAGAAAUCCAUUGAUGAACUGCGUGCUGUUCUCGCACAAAAAGAAACUGAACUGACCGAAGCGAGUGAGAAAGCUGAACAAGUCCUGAUCCUGGUCACAGAACAGGCUCAUGUUGCCGAACAGGUGCGAAAUCGCGUUCAACAAGUGAAGGAGCGAUGCGAAAAUAUUGUCCUAUGCAUCAAUGCGGAUCGAUUAGCCACACAGGAACAGUUGUCCGAGGCGAUACCUUCUUUGGUGGAAGCUGAAGAAGCUUUGAACACGUUGCGUCCACACGACAUCAGUAUGUUACGCAAAUUGCAGAAACCGCCGUAUCUCAUCAUGCGUGUCAUGGAUUGUGUUCUACUCAUGUUCUAUGCGCGGCUCGAACCAGUUCGACCGGAUCAUGAUCGUGGAACAUUUCAAUCCUCGUGGAACGAAGCGUUACGUAUGAUACACAACCCAAAUUUUCUCUCCCUGCUUUUGAACUAUCCAAAGCAUCAAAUGAAUGAGGAGCUUAUUGAUUUGUUGGAACCAUAUAUCAACUCAUCCGAUUACAAUAUGCCAACGGCCCGUAAAGUGUGCGGUAAUGUGGCUGGUCUAUUAUCGUGGACGUUAUGUAUGAUAAGAUAUUUUUGGGUCAGUCGAACGGUAAUCCCGUUGCAGGAUAAUUUGGCCUCUUUGGAACAGAAGCUGGUCAAAGCAAAAGCUGCACUGCAAUCCACUGAGGUUUCACUCAUGGAGAAAACGGUGAUAUUGGCCAAGGUACAGUUAGAGUACGAAGACGCAUUGCUCAAGAAGAUGCGAAUCCAAGAAGAGGCAAACGUAUGCUAUAAUCGUAUGUGUACGGCUCAUAAACUGAUUGAGGGGCUUUCUAAAGAACUGGCACGUUGGACGGAACAGUCAAUGCAACUCAAAACUCAGCUUCACGAACUUGGCGGUGAUUGUAUUCAAUUGGCCGCAUUUCUCACCUACAGCGGUGCAUUCAAUCAGCAGUAUCGGAAUCGACUGAUGAGCAGCUGGCAGCUGGAAGUAGUUCGGCAAAAUCUCCCCCAUCGACCUAAACUGGAUGUGAUCUCCUUAUUUGUGGAUCCAGCUACAAUUACUUCAUUCAACGAUCGAUCAUUUCCUCAACAUUUGGAAGACACGCUGAAUUAUGGUCAACCACUUUUGAUCGAAGAUGCCCCGGAAGAUUUGGAUCCUAUGAUAGCCUGUGUUGUGGAUUACAGCGGUUCAGUAAACGGCAAGAUAAAAACAGUAAAACUAGGUGACAAAGAAACCACAAUCCUUCCGGGAUUCAAAUUGUAUAUCGCUACUCACAUGGCCAAUCCCAAUUUUCCACCGGAACUGAUUUCACAUUUGACGCUGAUUGACUUCAGUAUCACACCAAAGGGAUUGGAAGAUCAACUUCUCGCACGUGUGAUCAGUAUGGAACGUGAAAAACUCGAAAAAUCAAGACUGGAAUUAAUUUCCAGCGUGGCUGUACAAAAACGUCAGAUUAGUCAGCUUGAGGAAAACCUACUUCAUCGAUUGGCUUCUUGCGAAGGUUCAUUGGUGGACGAUAUUGACCUUAUCAAAAUGUUACAGGAGACGAAGAAUACAGCACAAGUGGUAGCAAAGCAGUUGGCUCAAACUGCCGAGACAGAAGUUGAAAUCGAGUGCGCAAGAGAAGAAUAUCGCCCAGUUGCGGUGCGUGGUUCAAUUCUUUUCUUCCUCAUAUCGGAUUUGUCGACCGUGAACAUUAUGUACCAACACGGAUUGUCGCAGUUUAUCAAACUCUUUGAUGAGUCCUUGGUCUAUUCAGAAAAAUCCACGACAGUACAACAUCGAAUACAUAAAAUUAUCCAAUUCAUGACUAUCGCUAUCUGGCGUUUCAUAGUUCGCUCUUUGUUCAAAAGAGACCGUAUCAUUUUUACACUAAUGCUGGCGAUUCGUAUAUGGCGUCAGGCGGGCUUGAUUAGACACGAAGAGUUGGAUAUAUUUAUAAAGGCUGGAUCUGCGUGCACUCUAAGUGAAUGCCCACCCAAACCGGGACGUUGGAUUCCGGACAUAUCGUGGAUAAACCUAAAGGCUCUAUCCAAAUUGCCAAUCUUUUCCGGGAUAAUGAAUCACGUCACUCAACACGAACGCCAAUGGAGGCAUUGGUUUGAAAAAGACGCACCAGAAGAGGUACCGAUUCCGGGUCCGUACGAAACACAAAUGAAACCUUUUACCCGACUGAUCCUGAUACGAUGUUGGUGCCUGGAUCGGAUGGUUUCCCAAGCAAAACGAUUUAUCUCCUACGCUCUGGGCCCGAUAUUUGCUGAAGAUGUUCUUCUUCAACCGGAAAAAUUAUAUCAACAAGCGGAUCCAGGCACACCCAUCAUAAAUUUUCUCAGCAUGGGUUCCGAUCCAACUCAACUGAUAGAGCAGUUAGCGCACAAAAAACACGUGAAUUUGAAAGUGGUAUCGAUGGGCCAGGGUCAGGAAAUUCAUGCUAAACAGGCCAUCCAGGCAGCACAAAUAGAUGGAAGUUGGGUUUUGUUACAAAAUUGCCAUUUAUGCGUGGAUUAUCUGAACGAGUUAUACGUCACAAUUAUCGACAGUGUAGCAAAAUCUGCUGGCUCCGGAAAAAUCUUUAAUCGGUUGGUCUCAGAUUUAUCCACCUCAACUAUGGAGAACAGUGGAGGCAGUGGAUCAGGAACCCUGACCGGGCCAGCGUCUCAUUCAACGACGACGACCCAACCGACUUCAAACGCAACAAGCACUUCACAAGACACAUUCCGCUUGUGGAUGACAACCGAGGAGCAUGAACGGUUUCCGGUGAAUCUUUUACAGAUAUCUAUCAAAUUUAGCAAUGAACCACCGGAAGGUAUUAAGGCCAGUUUACGACGAACAUAUGCGGACGUGACACAGGACAGUCUGGAAGCGUGUAUCGGUGGCGAAUGGAAGGUCAUGCUGUACACUAUGGCUUUCCUACACUGCACUUUGCAGGAACGACGUAAAUACGGUCCAUCGGGUUGGUCGAUUCCAUACGAGUUCACUCAAUCGGAUUUCAAUGCGAGCAUCCAGUUCAUACAGAAUCACAUCGACUUUGUGGAGUUCACGAAACGCAAUGUAAAGAACAGUGGUAUCGACUGGAAAUGUAUACGCUAUAUGAUUGCGGAGAUUCAAUAUGGAGGUCGAAUCACAGAUUACUUCGAUCUGCGUCUAUUGAACACAUUCACCAAGGUGUUCUUUCAAGAGGCCAUGUUCACACCGGAGUUCGAACUGGCCACCAAUUAUCGCGUGCCGCGACUCUCUUCAGUGGCUCAGUACGAACAAUACAUCCAAAGCUUACCCUCACGAGAUUCACCAGAGGCAUUUCACUUGCAUGCGAACGCCGAUAUUGAUUAUUCGACGCGCGCCAGUACCUACAUCAUCAAUUGUAUUCAGGCUAUGGAGCCGAAAGAUGGUAACUUAGUCUCAAUGGGAGAAAUGCAAAUUGAAGGACGAGAAUCGAGCUUGGACGAACCGGAUAGUCGAGAAAGUGUGAUCAUUCAAGUGUCUAACGAGUUAUUGGCCAAGCUGCCUGACCCGAUCGCUCCACAAAAAUUGCGCGACCGAUUGGAAUUAAUUGGUCCCUUGCAACCCAUGACCAUCUUCUUACGCCAAGAAGUGGACCGAAUGAACCACGUGCUAACCACAGUCUCGACUACACUAAACGAAUUGUUGUNUCGAAGGAGUGGUGGUCAUGAGUCAAUCAUUGCAAGAACCUUGAAACCUGAACAGUUAAAGAACAACGGCAACUGUUCGAAUGUGUCAGACAGUUUUCAAGAAUGUAUUUGUCAAAAACUAAUGCUCUGACACCUGCAAAUGAAAAUUGAUGAUGAAAUACCUGAUAUGAUCAUCAGCCAGUUGUCACUCGACAACCUGAGACAGACAAGUUUCUACGACGGAGAAGUAAAUUACACAACCGGUCGAGCACAGACGACUUACCAUAAAGGACAAUCGCGUCGACUUUAUGCAGUGGCACAAUAUGGAAAGCGCAUCAAAACCAAGAUUGUGCACAGACAAAACAAAUCCUCACAUUCAUAUAUAGUGGGUUUUCUCACUGCUCUUCGUCAAGAGAUUGCUCGAGGGCAGCCCGGGUGGGCACUGGACUCGGUAGUCCUGAUCAAUCGUGUGACAAGGAUGAUUUUGGACGAAGUAAGAGAGCCACCGGUCAGUGGGAUCUACAUACACGGAUUGUAUUUGCAAGGGGCGGCCUGGGAUCAUCGUAGCGGACGGCUGAUUGAGUCACGACCGAAACAGUUGUUUGACAUGCUACCCGUGGUCAAUCUGACAGCGCAACUGCAACGCUACGCCACUCGACUAGUCGCAGGACUUAGUGGGAUCAACUAUAAGAGUCAGCUUCAAGCACUUGGACUCUUCCCGGUUAGCUACAGGAGACUCUGCGGGGAUUUGGAUAUAUCUGUGGAAGAUUCUUCGUGGGGAUCUGGGACCGGAACUACGUGCUGUGUUUCCACUACGAGACUGCUACCGGACACGCGACCACAGGCUUAUUCUCCGGAAGAUGGAGUCGACGGGGAUUCCUUUGAUUUAUUGCCUUUCCCGGAGGAUGACUACUCUCUGGAAUUCACUCCCGUCGGAGGUAGCGGAGGAGCAGAACGAGGCGUGAUUCAAACGUGUCCACGAGCACUUGGUGAGACGGUGGCAACUUGCAGACAA
Messenger RNA from Echinostoma caproni, 5424 nucleotides. NCBI's taxonomy places the organism in Eukaryota, Metazoa, Platyhelminthes, Trematoda, Plagiorchiida, Echinostomatidae. The record is from the annotation of a GenBank genome assembly.